UUUAGUAUUCAUUAUUGUCCUCCUUAAAAACUUGUCAUCGCGCUUUGCAGGAUUUAGGUCGUCAUCAUUAGAAAAAAUUUACGUUGUUGUCUCUAAAAUUUUUGCAUCAUUGGCUAUCAAAUUGAUAAGAGAAAGCACAUUAUAAUCUCUCAAAUGGAAGAGAGAGACAGCAAAUCCUAUUCCAUUGCUCCUAACCUGAAGCCAUUCCAAUCUCGGGCCAUCCAGAAGGGUUUCUCAUAUAACUUUCUUCCCUUUUUAUCCCAAAUCUUUCCCUUAAAGUCGUUCUGGAGGGAUUCUUUGUUUUCUCCGGUUGGAAAUUGGUUGCCUGUUGAUUUCGUGCGACCAAUGACCAACUUCGGAAUGGCUGCAACAGAAAGUUCAGAGAGGGAGAGAGAGAGAGAGGGAGCGAGGGAACACAGAAAAAUUAAAGUCCGGAAGUGAACUUAUAAUGCUGAUCAUGGUGGGCAAGAUGAUAUUUCUCAAAAAUUGUGGUUAAGAUGAUGGUAGAGCAUCGUUGGCAACAAUCAUGAGUGAAUUGUUUACAAAGAACUGUGAAAGUGAUCAAGCCGUUCCCUUCACGAGUGAACAAACCCAGAAUUGUCUAAUGGACUGCGAUAUGGAGGAAAUGAGUGCAGAUAAUGUGAAAACUUCACCUGCAGACCACCUCCAACAAUGGAGCCAGUGGCAACUACUAGAUUCCAUUCUUCCUACAGGCGGUUUUGCUCAUUCUUCUGGUCUUGAGGCUGCUGUCCAAGCUCGCUUUGUAGUGGGCCCUGAAGAUUUGAAGUUCUACAUUAUCCAAGUCUUGGAGAACACCGGCAGCCUACUUCUUCCAUAUGUAUAUUGUGCAAGCAAGUUUCCUGACGUUGAAUCCUGGUUUAAACUAGAUAGAUUGCUUGAGGCAACACUGACUAAUGAAGUUAGUAGAAAAGCAUCAGCAUCUCAAGGAUCAGCACUUUUGAGAGUGGCUGCAUCUAUAUAUGUGGAGAUUCCAUCUCUUAAACAGAUGCGGGAUACUUACCUGGGUUCAGGGGCGGCUUCUUUCCACCAUGCACCGAUUUUUGGGCUCAUAUGUGGUCUUCUUGGUUUUGAUAGCAGUACUUCGCAGCGGGCCUACAUGUUCAUAACAAUGAGAGAUGUUGUUUCUGCUGCAACAAGGUUGAAUCUGAUAGGGCCCCUUGGUGCAUCAGUAUUGCAGCACCAAAUUGCUCAUGUUGCGGAACAGAUGACGAAGAAAUGGAUGGAUCGCCCGGUUGAGGAAGCAAGCCAGACUUCUCCUUUGGUUGAUAUUGUGCAGGGCUGCCAUGGAUACCUGUUUUCAAGAUUAUUCUGCUCUUGAUAAGUUGGCACGGUUGUCUAUUUGUGUUUUGUUCAUUCAUAAAGGCUUUCCCUGCUUUCUUUUUAUUACCUUACUUUUCUUCUAAGGUGGGAAGUUUUCAUGUAAGCCCAGCUAGGGUUGUGUGUUUUCUGGAACAUGGUAAAUUUUAUUAGUUUCCAUAAGGCAUAUUAAGAUGCAUUCAUCUUGCUGAGGGAGCAAAUCUGAUACUUGGCUCCAUCCAAAUGUUCUAGGCUAAACAAAGAUGACUUGAUUCAUAUGCUUAUCAUAUUUGAAUACCUUAAAGUGGGUCAAUGCAAAACCACAUAUAAUUCUA
Molecule: messenger RNA, 1652 nt
Organism: Phoenix dactylifera (date palm)
Lineage: Eukaryota; Viridiplantae; Streptophyta; Magnoliopsida; Arecales; Arecaceae
Source: RefSeq, a predicted model, not a curated record